Mesocestoides corti is the source of this 651-nucleotide messenger RNA. The record is from the annotation of a GenBank genome assembly. NCBI's taxonomy places the organism in Eukaryota, Metazoa, Platyhelminthes, Cestoda, Cyclophyllidea, Mesocestoididae.
AUGUUUAGUCCGGAGGAGUCGAUGAUAGAAAUUCCAUCCGACUACCCUGAACACAGAGGCCCAACCCGCCGCUUGUCAACGACUUCGGACUCCUCCACCAGCACCAUCCUUGAUGCGCGCGUUCCCGUGGUAGCCAGUCAUCGGAGCCGCAGGCAUUCGAAGCCAGUCUAUGUUGUUCACGAUCGCAGUCGUCCAAAAUCUCGCUCUGAAUCGGCUCAGUUUACGAUCAUUAUGAAGCCAGAUGAUGAAGACAAGAUGAGUCGCCCAUCAAGAGCCGAUUCCUAUAGUUCAAGGGUCAUGAGGAGCAUUGAGGGCAGCGGUAGGAACGUCGAAAUUUCGCAGAUGCAUUGUCAUAAGCAGCCCCACUGCCAUCGCCAUGGCUUCGAGCCUCACCAACAGAGGCGGCGCUUCUCUCCAGUGGGAAAGAUUGUGGUGGAGAACUGCGAACCUGAAUUUGAAACAUGCCCUCAUAUGGACAACUGUCAGUCAAGUGUGGUGCUACGACACGUGUGCAAGAAAUGCCAAAAGGACUUGGAAAAAGGAAGACCUCUUAUAAGGCACAGGCCACUUACCGUUAUGUCGCCCGUCCAACCUCCGCCCAGCAGAGGCCAGUCGAAAGGCGUGAACAAGCGGUGUUUUUCCCCCGCGUAA